AUGCUGAUGAACGAGUCGAAUGCAGAGAUUUGCGAGAAAGAUCAAUCACAGCAUCAGGUUGACGUUAAUAGCGCACAUCACGAAGAAAAUGACAGAACAUUAGUAAAACAGGAAGUAAUCAACGAGGCCGAGCUCGGUGAAUCCUGGCUAUCUCCGAUUUCCAAAACGACGACAGAUUCUGCUAACGCUCGGCGAAGCAUCUUAUCAGGAUCAAGGGAAUCACCGGAUUCACCGGAAUUAUCUCGAACGACGUCGAGGACUGAAGCCGUUAGGCAAGAUGUCAGGAGGUUGAAGAGCGUCACGCUGGAUAGAAUGGGGAAGAUGUUUAGGGCGCGUACGUCUGCCGUGGGAAGAUCAUGUUUGGGCUUGGACACCGUAAGUGAUUUGAAUCCUCGGGGCGUCAUGUUUCACAAACGUAAGAUGAAUGUGACAAAAGUCGAUGAUUAUGACGAAAAAGCAUCGAGGAAAGAAAAGACAAACUCUCUGGGAAGGAUGCUUAACUUUGUCGACAAAGGUGGUUCGCCUAGGAAACUUUUUGUCCAUCCCCGGGCAGGAUCGCUGAGUCGUAUACUACGUAGGCAUCCUCAUAACGAGGACAAUGGAAUUAUCGAUAAACCUACGGCGGACACCGGGCGUGGAAUUUUCUCCAGAAUGCUUAGCCAACUGAGAGGAAAGUAA
This is a messenger RNA of Temnothorax curvispinosus, 678 nucleotides long. RefSeq lists its product as uncharacterized. Bases 1 to 678 code for a protein of 225 amino acids. The transcript has 4 exons. Lineage: Eukaryota; Metazoa; Arthropoda; Insecta; Hymenoptera; Formicidae. The record is from RefSeq and is a predicted model, not a curated record.